Messenger RNA from Alternaria alternata, 3393 nucleotides. RefSeq lists its product as hypothetical. Gene Ontology annotation, cellular component: RQC complex. The transcript has 3 exons. The record is from RefSeq and is a predicted model, not a curated record. Gene Ontology annotation, biological process: ribosome-associated ubiquitin-dependent protein catabolic process; rescue of stalled cytosolic ribosome. Lineage: Eukaryota; Fungi; Ascomycota; Dothideomycetes; Pleosporales; Pleosporaceae. The coding region runs from base 1 to 3393 and encodes 1130 amino acids. Gene Ontology annotation, molecular function: tRNA binding; ribosomal large subunit binding.
AUGAAGCAGAGGUUUUCCAGCUUGGACGUCAAGGUCAUAGCCCAUGAGCUAUCCGCAAAACUCACCUCGUUGCGAGUCACCAACGUCUAUGACCUAAGCUCUAGAAUCUUCCUCAUCAAAUUCCACAAGCCCGACCACCGCGAACAGCUACUUAUCGAUUCUGGCUUUCGCUGCCACUUGACCGAAUAUGCGCGAACUACAGCCGCCGCGCCUUCCAGCUUUGUCGCAAAGCUGCGCAAAUACCUGAAAACAAGGCGGAUCACCUCAAUCAGCCAGAUUGGUACCGACCGCAUUCUCGAGUUCCAAUUCUCCGAUGGCUUAUACAGGCUGUACUUGGAGUUCUACGCUGGCGGCAACAUCGUGCUGACAGAUGCCGACUUGAACGUCUUGUCUCUUUUGCGGAACGUAGACGAAGGCGAGGAACAUGAGAGACUGAGGGUCGGUCUAAAGUACAACUUGACCCUACGGCAGAACUACGGCGGUGCCCCGGAGCUUACAAAGGAGCGCGUGCGCCAAGGGUUGCAGAAGGCGGUUGAUAAACAACAGGAUCAGCCUGCAGCGACAGGGAAGAAGGCGAAAAAAGCAGGCAAGGACUCUUUGAGGAAGGCGCUGGCCGUUUCCAUUACCGAAUGUCCCCCUUUGCUAGUAGACCAUGCGCUGCAUAUCGCAAACUUCGAUUCGACUCUCAAGCCUGAGGAGGUACUCGCUGAUGACAAUCUCCUAGGCAGUCUCGUAGAGAUCCUACAGAAUGCAAGGAACAUCACCGACGAGGUCUCGACGCCAGAUCAGAUCAAGGGCUACAUUCUAGCCAAGCCAAACCCAUCCGCAUCUACGGCCGAUGACGAGGCUUCUGAAAAGUCCAAACUUCUCUACGACGAUUUCCAUCCCUUCCGUCCGCACCAAUUUGAAAACUCCGACUAUACAUUCUUGGAGUUUGAUGGUUUCAACAAGGCGGUAGACGAGUUUUUCUCCUCGAUAGAAGGACAAAAGCUCGAGUCCAAGUUGACAGAACGCGAACAACAGGCCAAGAAGAAGCUAGAGAAGGCGCGCAAGGAGCAUGAAGAUCGAAUCGGUGGAUUGCAGCAAGUGCAGGAUCUCAACUUCCGGAAGGCAGAAGCGAUAUUGGCAAACGUGCAUCGUGUUACCGAAGCUACUGAGGCUGUCAACGGAUUGAUCAGACAAGGCAUGGAUUGGGUCGAUAUUGCGCGCUUGAUUGAGCGUGAACAAAACUCUGGAAAUGCGGUCGCGCAACUCAUCAAGUUACCGCUCAAGUUGCACGAGAACACUGUCACGCUGCUACUCGACGAGACUAACUGGGAGGAGGGUCAAGACGAUGAAGACGAGGGUAACGAGACAAGCUCUGUCAGUGAGGAUACAGAAGACGAGGAUGAUAAGCCUAAGAAAAAGGCUCCUACCCCGGCCGUGUCCACUCGGCCUCAACUGGCUAUCGAUAUCGACCUAGCUCUGAGUGCAUGGGCGAACUCGACCGAAUACUUUGAUCAGAAGAAGACAGCUGCCGACAAAGAAGAUCGCACCCUGCAAGCAUCGACCAGAGCGUUGAAGAGCCAUGAGAAGAAAGUUGCAGAGGACCUGAAGAAGGGUUUGAAACAAGAGAAAGAGGUACUAAGACCAGUGCGCAAGCAGCAGUGGUUCGAGAAAUACAUAUACUUCAUCUCUUCGGAUGGCUACUUGGUCCUCGGAGGAAAGGAUGCUCAGCAGAACGAAAUUAUCUACCGACGCUUCUUACGAAAAGGAGAUGUAUACGUUCAUGCAGAUAUCAAAGGAGCGAUGCCAAUGAUCAUCAAGAACAAGCCAGAUACUCCAGAUGCCCCCAUCCCUCCUUCGACACUAUCGCAAGCCGGCAACCUCUGCAUUUGUACAUCUGACGCAUGGGACUCAAAGGCUGUCAUGUCAGCUUGGUGGGUUCGUAGCGAUCAGGUCAGCAAGACUGGACAGACGGGCGAGUUCCUCCCGGCCGGUAUGUUCAACGUCAAGGGCAAGAAGGAAUUCCUACCACCAGCUCAGCUGGUCGUAGGUCUUGCUGUCAUGUUCGAGAUCAGCGAUUCCAGCAAGGCCAACCACCACAAACAUCGCGUGCAAGAGACAGCAGUUUCUGCCGCGGAGAUGGUCGACGAGCCCGCGAAUGACUCAAAAGCUGCAGACGCGUCCAAGACUGACAACAGUGAUGACGAGGAUGAUUUUCCAGACGCAAAGAUUAACUCAGAUUCGGAAGACGACUUCCCUGAUGCAAAGAUGGAACAGACUGAAGAGAGCGACGCUGAAUCUGAAGCCGCAGCGCCUAGGAGCAAUCCUCUCCAGUCUAGGACUGCAGAUGCGAGAGACGACUCAGACGAGGAAGAUGAGCUAGCCACCACCAAGGAUGGCGACGAGUAUGCCAUGUCUGGCGGCAAAAAUGGUUCUGCUGUGAAUGAAGAACCCCAAGAAGACGCAGGCUCGGUAGCAGAUACCGAACAGAUUGUGAAAUCUACUGGAAAGCGACAACUAUCUGCACGAGAACGUCGCCUAGCAAGGAAAGGUCAACUCCAAGACUUACCCCAAGUUCCGUCUGACGCUGGGCCUACAGCUGACGGUGCUGGUCAAGAAGAGGAUUCUUCAGAUGAAGAGGGCAACGCAAAGAGCCCUCCGAAGGCACCCGGUACCGUAACAACGCAGAGUACGAAACCAAAGAAUGCUCCCUUGCCCCGAGGCAAACGUGCGAAAGCAAAGAAGCAGGCCGCAAAGUACGCUGCACAGGACGAGGAGGACCGUGAGUUAGCAAUGCGUCUCUUGGGUUCCAAGUCUGGGCAGCAGGCUGCGGAGGCUGCCGCUCAAGAAAAGCGUCAGAAAGAAGAGCAGGCGCUGGCUGACAAGCAACGCCGUCGAGACCAACAUUUACGUGCGCAAGCCGCAGGCAAGGCUGCUGAAGAAGCUCGUCUACGCGCCUUGGAGAACGCCGAAGAAGACGACGAGGGCGAUGAAGUCCUCAAGACGAACUUGCAGAACCUCGACGCAUUCACAGGCCGACCAUUACCAAAUGACGAAUUGCUCACCGCCAUUCCCGUAUGUGCUCCCUGGUCUGCUCUUUCCACCUACAAAUACAAAGCCAAGAUCCAGCCUGGCUCCACCAAACGAGGUAAAGCCGUCAAAGAGGUCCUCUCUAUCUGGGAUCAUGCCGGAAAGGACGCAAAGAUAAUCGACAAGAACAGUCAGGACGUCGAGCGUAUCUGGCCCAAGGAGAUUGAGCUGAUCCGAGGGUGGAAAGAGACAGAGGUCGUGGGCGUCGUGCCUGUUAGCAAGGUACGAGUCAUGAUUGCCGGUGGCCGCCGGGGUGCCGAUAUUGCGAAGGGAAAGAAGAAGAGUGCGAGAGGCGGCAGAGGCUCGAAGAAGAAGUAG